Vicugna pacos (alpaca) is the source of this 1852-nucleotide messenger RNA. It is a transcript of the gene TFB2M, whose product is annotated as transcription factor B2, mitochondrial. Gene Ontology annotation, biological process: rRNA methylation; transcription initiation at mitochondrial promoter. The record is from RefSeq and is a predicted model, not a curated record. NCBI's taxonomy places the organism in Eukaryota, Metazoa, Chordata, Mammalia, Artiodactyla, Camelidae. Gene Ontology annotation, cellular component: mitochondrial matrix. Gene Ontology annotation, molecular function: mitochondrial transcription factor activity; rRNA (adenine-N6,N6-)-dimethyltransferase activity.
AGAGGUCGUUCGCACGCGCAGUGUGGAGUGUUUACUUACGCCGGUCUAGUCCGGGGGUAGGGCGGUGUUACACGUGGUCUCCCCUGUACCGAGUUCGUCGACGAUGUAACUACCCUGAGUGAAUUUGAGACAGGCCUUAAGGGUGAGAAUGUGGGUCCCAGUGGCGGGGCUUCCUCCGCUGCUCGCGCUCUCAGCCUUGACCCGCGGUGGGCGCUUUUGCAUUUUGAGGUUCGGAGCCGCGAGGCGGAAGGACGUCCUGGCUGGGAACCGCCGUGGCUUGUCUGACAUCCACCCGCAGCUCUUGUCCAAUGUGGGUUUCGGGAAAUCGUCUUCGCGUGUGUACAGGUGCCGCUCAGAGAUCAAGCGGUACAUAACCAGUCCGAGACUGGCUGAGACCUUGGUGCAGAUUCUGCAGGGAAAAGGAGACGCUUCCCAGCUAAUCCUGGAGUGCAAUCCAGGUCCUGGGAUCCUGACGCAAGCAUUGCUUGAAAGUGGUGCCAAAGUGAUUGCCCUUGAAAGUGACAAAACUUUUAUUCCACAACUGGAGUCCCUAGGGAAAAAUCUGGGUGGAAAACUGGAAGUGGUCUACUGUGACUUCUUUAAACUGGAUCCUAGAAGUCGUGGAAUAGUAACUCCUCCUGUUAUGACUUCAGAGACGCUUUUUCAGAAUUUGGGAAUAGAAGCACUUUCUUGGUCAAAAGGUAGCCCUUUUAAAGUAAUUGGAAUCUUACCAACUAAAAGUGAGAGAAAUACACUUUGGAAAAUUUUUCAUGACCUGUAUUCCUGUACUUCCAUAUAUAAAUAUGGACGAAUAGAACUAAAUCUGUUUAUUACUGAAAAGGAAUGCCAGAAACUACUAGCAAAUCCCCGAACUCCAAACUUGUAUCAAGCAUUGAGUGUGCUCUGUCAAAUAGCUUGUGGGAUUAAGGUUCUGAAUAAGUUGCCUUGGUCAUCAUUUGAGACGUACACCACAAAUGGGCAGCUAGAAAAGCAAAAGCAUAGGGAAUUAGUAGAACAAAACAUGUGUUUAAUUCAGUUGACUCCUCACAGAGAUUUAUUUACAGGAAACUUAACACCUUUUAACUAUGACGUAUUUUUUCACAUGUUAAGGCAGUGUUUUAUGAAGCGCAAUGCCAAGCUAGUAGACCAUUUACAUUCAUUGAGUCCAAUUGAUGCACUGCAUAUAUUGAAGCAAAUUAAAAAAAAUAAAAAUGUAAAAGUAAUAGAUAUGUACCCUCAAGACUUUCACUGCCUUUUCGAAACUAUAGAGUGUUCCGAAGAGGAUACCUGUAAGUGGCUAUAUGAUGACUUCAUGGAAGAUGUAAUCCUAUAGGGAAGUGGACUGCCAAGACUUUAACACUUGUUUAUUUAUUUGGAAAUUAUGACGCAAAUGAAAAAGAACUGAGUUUGAGAAGCUCACAUCCUUUCAACAGACAAUGAAAUUUUUUAUUUUGCACAACUAGGCAGAUCAUUUCUUCUGCAGUUGAUAUCAUUAUUGGAUAAAACAAUAGCUGCUAUUUUGUUCAAACUGAAUAAAAUGAAACUUCAGUUAAUUGUGGAUUUGAUAAAAUCAUAUUUAUUUUGUUUUAAAUUCCUGUCUAAAUAUACUGGUGGCUGUAGAGUAUUACCAGAUAAAAUUUAGUUUUAAAAAUUCGUUUUGCAAAUAUCUUACAUUGUAUUAAUUUAAAUAUUCCACUCUCACUGUUAAUUUCUGUAUCCUUCUGGGGGCAGAAAAGUUUAUACAUUAUUAAAUUUUCAGUUUGUUGAAAUGUAUUAUCAAGUACUGUACAAUGAAAUUAUUUAAAUUUUAAUAUGGUUUUAAACUUUUUAGAAAUUAAAGUAUUUUAAGUAA